Messenger RNA from Setaria italica (foxtail millet), 1675 nucleotides. Its product is annotated as protein ABHD17B. NCBI's taxonomy places the organism in Eukaryota, Viridiplantae, Streptophyta, Magnoliopsida, Poales, Poaceae. The transcript is spliced from 6 exons. The record is from RefSeq and is a predicted model, not a curated record. Bases 190 to 1440 code for a protein of 416 amino acids.
AAUUGCAACGCCACACCCUCUCUCCACAGCGGGGAGCGCCGUCCCUCUCCUCUUCCUCCCCCUCUUUCCCUUCCACAUUCAACGACGCCAAGCCGAAACCGAAAAACAUCGACGCGCUCCGCCCUCCCUCCCUCCCCGCGCCCUCCUCCCCCCUCCGCCCUCCGGCCCAUCCGCAAACCCUAACCCUAGAUGGGCGCCGUCACCUCGACGGUCGCGGCCCGCUUCGCCUUCUUCCCGCCGAGCCCGCCGUCGUACGGGGUGGAGCAACCUUCGCCGCCGCCGCCGCCGCCGCCCCCUGCCGCCGCCGCGGCGCCGGCGGCGGGGGCGGCGGCGGUGGAGCCCGAGGGGGAGGGGAAGGAGAAGGUGAAGGGCGGCGGCGACGGCAGCAGGGUGGUGGAGCUCACGGGCGUGCCGCGGAGGGGCAACGUGGAGGCGCGGCGGCUGCGGACGAAGCGCGGCACGGAGGUGGUCGCGAUGCACGUGCGCCAGGCGGGCGCCAAGCUCACGCUGCUCUACUCCCACGGCAACGCCGCCGACCUCGGCCAGAUGUACGAGCUCUUCGUCGAGCUCAGCUCUCACCUCAACGUCAACCUCAUGGGCUAUGACUAUUCUGGUUAUGGGCAAUCCUCUGGGAAGCCGAGUGAGCAAAACACUUAUGCUGAUAUAGAAGCUGUAUACAGAUGCCUCAUAGAAACCUAUGGAGCUUCUGAGGAUAAUAUCAUCCUUUAUGGUCAAUCAGUGGGCAGUGGUCCUACUUUGGAUUUAGCAUCCCGAUUAACUCGCUUGAGAGCAGUUGUUCUACAUAGUCCAAUUUUGUCUGGCUUAAGAGUGAUGUAUCCUGUAAAGCAUACAUACUGGUUUGACAUAUACAAGAAUAUCGACAAAAUUCCAUUAGUGAGAUGUCCUGUGCUAGUGAUACAUGGUACAGCCGAUGAGGUUGUUGACUGUUCCCACGGGAGGGCACUGUGGGAACUUGCCAAAGUGAAGUACGAGCCGCUGUGGAUCAAAGGCGGAAACCACUGCAACCUAGAACUGUACCCGGAAUACAUCAGGCACCUGAAGAAGUUCGUGGGGGCCAUAGAGAAAUCGCCGCCCCCACCUCCGAUCGACGAGUCCACGGAGAGCUCGGGCCCGUCGGACCGCGCCCCGGCGGAGCCUGAGUGCACGGCGGAGGUAUCAAGGAAGAGCACGGACUGCCGGGACAAGACGAGGCCGAGCGUAGAUCACAGACAUAGCACGGAUCGGCGGGAGAAGCCGAGGGGCAGCACGGAUAGGAGGGACAAGAGCAGGAAGAGCGUGGACCACCCCGAUAAGCCGCGGGCUAGCGUCGACCAGUCCGAUCGGCCGAGGAAAAGCAUCGACCGGUUUGGGGGCAUGAUGAAGUCGGUGAGGCUGUGCAACAUCGACUGUUUCAAGGUGACAGCAACUUCUGGGAGCUGAAAGGGGGAGGAUAGCGACAGAGAAAAAAAAAAGUUAGUGUUGGGAGGGAGCCGUCUGUAUGUAUUCCCGGUGUGUAACUUAUUCAAUUGGGUGAUUGGUUUGGGCUGUAGCAGAGCAGGAGGUGCGCGUGUGUGGGUGUUUUUUUUUUUUUUCAUACAAUGGGGGCUUGUAUUGUUUCCGUUGGAUUGUUCUUUUUCCUAAGAUGAAAAAUAAUAACCAAUUUGUUGAUAAGUAA